Fulvia fulva is the source of this 546-nucleotide messenger RNA. RefSeq lists its product as uncharacterized. The record is from RefSeq and is a predicted model, not a curated record. NCBI's taxonomy places the organism in Eukaryota, Fungi, Ascomycota, Dothideomycetes, Mycosphaerellales, Mycosphaerellaceae. The transcript has a single exon. The coding region runs from base 1 to 546 and encodes 181 amino acids.
AUGGCGUCAACUACCACCACAAAGGACAGCACAAACUGCCGCCUACUCGAAAUGCCUGCUGAGCUUCGCAACAACAUCUACCGCUUUACACUAUGCGAACACACAACUCAGAUCACCCAAACUACGUUCCAGCAACCGGCCCUCCUCGCGACCUGCCGUCAAACUCGCAAGGAAGCAUCAAUAAUCUACUACUAUGAGAACGACUUCGACAUUCAUGUCCACAAUUUCGACCCAGCUGUAGCACGUUCCUGGCACCAGCACGCACGGCCAUUCUUCCGAAAGCAGACCCCAAAGUCUAGCAUAAUUUUCGGUACGGUCGAUCCGCGGAGCUGGACCAACCUGAUGCGUUGGAUCAAGCUCCAUGUGUCGCGCGAAGCUGUUGGCAUUGCACAAUGCGAGCGAAAUGACCCGGACUCGAAUGUUGCAGGAGGUGCAAUGAAGAUCGCGCGGGAGCUCUAUGCUGUCGAGACAGACUGGGAAAUGAUCGAGAAGGUGCUCGAGAUUUACAAGGUCAGCACUAAGUACACUAUCGACUGGGAAGACUAG